AUGUCCAGCCAGCCCGAUGUGCCCGCCCAGGACCACCACAACCUGCUGCCUCCGGGCCGCCCAAGCAAAGAUGGCCGCGCCCCCGCGAGCUACAGUACUGGCGGCCGCGGGAACUCGUACACCACGACGAUAGCCCCCGGCCCUGGCAGCUUUAGCUCUGAGCUGCGCACCACCACCUCGCGGUCCGACACCCGUCCUCCGCUAGUGGAACACUCGACCUUUGCUGGGGAUGACAGCGUCCGGACUGCCUCGGAGGCAAGGCAAGCGGAAUUGCGCGAUCAGAUAGAGAAGGAGACGAAGAUCAAGAUCGGCUCGGAGAAUCUGUUGGAGGCUCUGAACUCGAAGAGCGCGAAGCAAGCCAAGGAGCAAAAGUCCCGUGUCGAGGCCGAGCUCAAUAUCUCGAACCGCAAGCUGGCCAACCUGAGGCUGGAUCUGGAGACGGAGAUCCAGCGUGCCAAGGAACCCGUGUCCGAGGGCCGCCUCUCGUUUCUGUUCCGCAACGCUCCUUCCCGGGCCGAGUCGUACACAAACCCAGAUGAGGUGGAUCCGGACAGCGAAUCACCAACGCUGGUGCUAGCCGAUGUUCUACAGGCCCUCGAAGUCGAAGGAAUGAAAUACGACUACUAUGUGGAGAAAGGAAAUUCUUUGGUCGAUUUAUUCAAGAGGCAUCCAACUCUCAAGUACGAUUUGGCAUGGUCUAUUUUUGGCCUACGCGUGCAGACCAUGCUGCUCAGUGACAGCCGUGAGGUCGUAGCAGCCGGAUACCGGGUCAUGAGGUACGCAAUUGCGGACAGGAAAUCGCUCCAAACCAUCCGUUCUUUCCACACCGAUUACCUGGUCAUUCUCUCAUUGGUCAAAGAAAGCAAGGUCAGCAUAGAGCGGGAACAGGCGUUGAAGUUUGUCCGAGCUUUUCUGGAGGUGAAAGAUGGCGUCAAGGAAAUUUCGCGCGCUGUGAUCCGCAUCAUCGUCGCUAUUGCUGAGCACACGGAAGACCGACUACGAAACAUCAGCAUUUUGACACUUGCGGAGAUUCUUGUCAAAGACCCCGAACGAUUGGUAUCGGCAGGCGGCAUGGGCCCCUUGACCGAUGCCCUCGGCGAAGGGCUCUACCAUGCCUCGGAAAGUUUGACCGGCUCCUUUCUCUACCUACUAGAUGUUCCCAGCAGAAGAAAAUACCUACGCUCCGGACACGAACUUCAGAUGCCAUUCGCUGCGUUCACCGAUGCGUCAUCUGGACAUGCCAAUGAGGAAAAGCUCAAGGCCAACGCAAAGGUCAUUGCUGCCCUUCUGAAAAGUUGGCCUGGCCUUCUGACUCUUUGCAUGCACGACUUCAUGGCCACCAAAUCUCUCAUGUCUUCGUUAUACAUUCCCCUUCCUCAGGUCCGAAACGUCAUUUUGGAACUUCUUUUUGACAUCUUAAGGAUCAAACCGCCAUCAUGGUCCUCUUCUUUUCUUGCUGGCCGACGGUUGACAACAUACGGUCGAGUCACAAAUCUGAAAAACGCCGAAUCUACAACGUCCGCUUCGAAAACGGAGGAAGAAGAAACCAAAAGAAGUCUUGUGGACCAUUAUGUCGCCGUUAUGCUGGCCGUAUUACUACACUCUGGCCUCGUUCCUGCACUGCUGCAUGCUGAGGAGGAAUCGUUAAACUUGACCCUCAAGAGAAAAACGACGCUACUCCUUGGCGAAGUUCUCAAAAUGGCCAACGAACUACUACCACCUUCAUGGAGUGCCGAACUCCAGGUCCUGCCGGAUCUUCUUAGAUCCGCUGCUCAGUUUGGUGCGGACGACCGCUUCAUCGCUACAGGAACGAUCUAUCAAGUGGAUAGCGUCAAUCGCACCCUCUUCCGUUCCGGAGCCAAUGAGAAAUUCGGCGGCGGUGCAGAACACGAAGAUCUGCAUCCACCACAACAGGCGAAAAAGCAGUUCAGUGCCCAAAUUGAUGAGGCUUCUUUCCGAAAUCUGAUGGCUGAAUCACGGGUCUUGGAGACUCCAAACUACCAGAAGUGGAGGUGGGACCUCGUACAAGGAAUCCUCGAUGGACCUCUGUACAACCCCAAACGCCUGGACGAAGCAUUGAGGGCCACCAAAUUCAUUCACCGUUUGAUCAACUUCUUUAGGCCAUUCAAGCAUCGUUUCUCAAUACUGAAAAACACCAGACCGAAUCAACGCUACGUAAGGGCAGGGUGCUCCCUGAUGCGAGCCCUUCUGAAUAACUCCGAUGGAACGAGGUAUCUCAUGGACAGCAAGCCAAUCAGACAGCUCGGUGAAUGUUUGUCACAUUUCGAUCGUAUGAGUGGUCUUACUUCAGAAGAACCAAUCUUCUCCGCGGAACGCAUGGCAGAGACUCUUACAGGUGGGUACUUUGCAAUGCUUGGUGAACUGAGCAAGAAGCCAGAAGGUGUUCAUAUCUUCGAGAGAUGGAAGAUGAUCAACAUGUUCUAUCAUAUCGUGGAAUUACGGGAUCGAGACGACUUGAUGAAGACUCUUCUCAGCAACAUGGACUACACUCUGGAUGGACACCUCCGCAUCAUCCUCUCGAAAGCAAUGACUGCUGGGACCAAAGAGAUUCGCAUCUUCUCUACGAGACUCCUGAGAAAAUAUGCCACAAAGCCUCUUCAGCCAGACGACUCACUUGUGCUCGGCCCUGGGGUUGUAGAGUGGGCUAUCCGUUUGUUGGUCACGCAGCUUUACGACCCGGAAGUCGAAGUUUGCGAAGUGGCGAUCAAAAUCUUGGAGGAGGCUUGCAAUCAAAAGAGGUCGCUUGAGUACGUCGUAAAGUGUGCUCCGACACUGGACCAUCUGGGAGAGAUUGGAGCUCCCCUGCUCCUCCGGUUUCUGUCAACGUCGGUCGGAUAUCAUUAUCUUGAUGGGCUGGACUACAUCACAAGGGAGAUGGACGACUGGUUCUUGGGUCGUAAUGAUUCCUACGUGGCUCUCGUGGAGGCCUCACUCGCUCGUGCCCUGGCGGACAUCCCCGAGAAGCCUCCGUCACAUCUGGCGUUCGACGAGUUACCUGACCCCCUGGACUUUGGGCUCGUCCCCCCUCACUUUUAUCGCGAACUCGCCCGGACGCUGGAGGGAUGUAAGCUUCUCGAAGCGAAAGGUCAUUUCGAAGAAUUUGCGUCGACGAUCAAGGAAUUCUGUAUGGAGAAAGAGGACGCAGAAAUCAUCCUCAAGGUCAAGGGCUGCCUAUGGGCCGUGGGAAAUGUCGGCUCUAUGGAUCUCGGUGCACCAUUCCUUGAGAGCACGGACGUGACAAGAUACAUAGUCCGCAUUGCGGAAGCGUCCGAGGUCAUGUCGCUGAGAGGAACAGCAUUCUUCGUUCUUGGACUCAUCUCGCGAAGCUUACAUGGUCAAGAAAUUUUGAUUGAGUGCGGUUGGGAUGCCGCAACGAACAUCAUGGGCGAGUCAUUGGGCUUCUGCAUCCCGCUCGAUUUCAACAAGCUUUUCUCGAUCAAACCAUGGAAGGCUUCGCAUGUUGCCGUCGAAACUUUGAAGACGCCAAAGGAUGCAAAGAACGGGAUCACAGAUAACGACCCAGUCAAUGCACGUAUCUUGAAGCUCGUCACCGAUCUCGGCAACACAGUGUUGGCCAAGCGUGCGGCGAAUGAUCUGCACAACAUUAAAUCAAAGAAGGCUCCUGGAUUCCAAAAACCAGCAAUGUUCCACAAAGUCAUGGCCAUCCUCGAGUUGCACCACUUCCGGCUUCCGGUAUGCCGUUUCGUCAUCGACCUUUUCGAUAAGAACGUGCUUCGGCGGAUAGUGCUCGAGGAAGAGAGCAGCUCGGAGGACGAUAGCGACGAAAACGAAUACCCGCCACCGAUGGCAGCGGCGACCAACGGGACUAGUAGACGGCCCAGCCAACUUUCUGUCGAGGUGACUUGA
Molecule: messenger RNA, 3888 nt
Organism: Lasiodiplodia theobromae
Lineage: Eukaryota; Fungi; Ascomycota; Dothideomycetes; Botryosphaeriales; Botryosphaeriaceae
Product: HR1 repeat rho-binding protein
Exons: 3
Coding region: 1-3888 (1295 amino acids)
Biological process (GO): TORC2 signaling
Cellular component (GO): TORC2 complex
Source: RefSeq, a predicted model, not a curated record